AGUUCGCCAGACUUGUAUUGCAGUGACUUUAUUAUUGACACGUGAUUAAUGCAAAAAUUUUAAAGUGUUUUCCAGUUUCCAGUUCAAUCAAUUUAAUCUCUCAGUGAACAUGCAAAGUAGAUUUUGUAAUUCUUCAAUCUGCGUUGUAGAAGACCUCCAGUGCCGCCUGUGCCUGUCCUCGGAGGAGGAUUUGCAACCACUAUUUCCUCCUGGAGCAAACUGCGUUCUAAACGAUCUGCUUAGCCGUAUAUAUGAUUGCUUGAACGUUCAUGUAUCCUUUCUAGAAGAUUUUUGCUCGGUCAUUUGCAAAAAAUGUCGAGAAGAAGUGAAUGCUUUUUAUAACUUCAAAAAACAGUGCCAAACAAACGAUGAUUAUCUUCGCCGUAAACGGCAUAAGGAUGGAGCCGAGUUUGAAAGAAUGCAACCGGAGGACUUUCGUAACCUGAAAGCGGUCCACAACAGCAAUAUGGAUCAAAAAAUCAUUGUCCAAGAACCGGACGAUAACACUUUACUGAAUCAAACAAAAGAAAUGUUUCUUCCGACUAAUUCUAAAACUUCGAAAACGUUAGCCGCAAAUCAAAAAUAUUCUAGUAAACAAAUACAAACCUUUAAUGAAAGUUCUAGUGAUACAUUUUACGGAUGUUCGCUUGACAGUCAUAGACGAUCACCAAGAAUUUUUAUUAACAACUCUAUAAAGGAAGCAUUUGAGCUCCAGUCACCUCCGCCGGCUUCAGAUUCAUUGAAUGAAGUCCAGGAGUGUGGCUUAUCCCUUGAAGUGUUAGAUGUCAAGCUCGAUUUAGAAGAACUUGACGAAGGAGCGAAUGUAUCGAAAUCUUCACUUCAGAAAAAAGAUGUGAAACCUGCAUUGUUUUACGACGGCUUUCAAUACGGAAGACCGAAGAAAAAAGAAAAUGGAUCCACACUUUGGUCAUGUUGUCAGUUGUCAUGUCCGGCCAGGCUGGUAAAGAGUACGGAUGAAAAGAUAACACUAAGCAAGGAAUUGCAUCAGCACCGGCCCCAAGUAGAGCGCGAUGGGACCAUCUACAACAUUACCCAAAAAAGACAUGUUCGUUACACCCUGGCUAGACUAAGUAAACAUCAAAGUUUCAUCUACAAUGAUAGUUAUCGAUACUAUUUAAAACAAAACUUGCCUAAAAACCAAAGCUUGUGGAUUUGCCAACGUUAUGGCUGCAAGGCUAGCGUGAGAGUUUCGAAGAAUUUUCAGCGAAUAGCUUGUACUUCCAGACAUAACCAUCCAGAAGAUAAAAUAGUGUUUAGGAACGAUGAGAAAAAACGCUUUAGUAAGGCAAAACAUAACGGUGCAACUGAAAAAUACCAUUGAACUUUCUCUUCUUCUGAUAAAUCCUUUGAAUUUAAUAUGAAUUUCAUCCUUUCUCUGCAGACGUUUUAGUGACUCGAAUCUACACGUCGCAGAAAUGAUUAUUUUAUGAUAGUUAUGUUAUGAUUUAUUGUUGAAUUCUAAAUACGAAAAAAAACAUUUGUUUAUGAAAUCAAUUGUUCAUUAAUAGCUUUUAAAUAUAAAAAAUAAUAGUGACAAAUUAUAUUGUAAAUU
Messenger RNA from Wyeomyia smithii (pitcher-plant mosquito), 1573 nucleotides. RefSeq lists its product as uncharacterized. Lineage: Eukaryota; Metazoa; Arthropoda; Insecta; Diptera; Culicidae. Gene Ontology annotation, cellular component: nucleus. Bases 110 to 1342 code for a protein of 410 amino acids. Gene Ontology annotation, molecular function: zinc ion binding. The transcript is spliced from 4 exons. The record is from RefSeq and is a predicted model, not a curated record.